CUUAAUUCCUUAACUAAAUCUAUUGUAGUUAAAUCAUCCACAAAUUACACUAACAACAAUAUUCUACUGAAUUAGUUGUUAUACUCCCUCCGUCCCAAUUUGUUUUGCAAAGUCAAUAUUUUUUGGUCAACCAAUAAUAAAAGUCAACCCUUCAUAUGGAUAAUUAAUUCAAUUUUUAAUAUUUAAAUUUUACAUAUUCAAAAACUAUAUUAAAAUCUUUUCAAAAUUGUAAAGUCCAAAAAAAAAAUUAAUUAAAAAAUGACAUCCUAAUUAAGUGAACAAAACGAGACUGUUUGACUAAGAAAAGUCAAAUUUGCAACUCUUUUUGGGACGGAGGUAGUAGUUGUUAUCGAUCGCGUAUCUGAAUGAGUUCUUCUCCAAAACUAAAAAUGAAGAACAUGGAGCACAUGGUUUUCCAUGCACAAGUAAAGGAUGAUGAUGAACAAGAAAUUGAUAAAUUUCAGAAUUUUAGUGGUGAAGAUAUGCCAGAUUCAAGCAAUGCCUUUGGAGCAUUUCAUAUUGAUAAAAACGUGACUGACGAUGGCCGGAGAAACUGGCUCCGGUGAAGGAGGUCGCGAGCAAGGUGAGCGGAGAAAAAUUAAUGAUCCCUCCUCACCUUACUAUUUGUCCAGUUCUGAUUUUCCAGGACUACACAUAUGCGCGGUUGUUCUCAAAGGUGAGAGCAACUAUCGAAAAUGGGCCACAGCGAUGAAGAACGCAUUCCGUGCAAAACGGAAACUGGGGUUUUUGGAUGUAACUAUUAAACGACCCACGAACAACGAAAGGGACCUAGAAGAUUGGCACACCGUCAAUUCCAUGGCGGUGGGUUGGAUUAUGACUUCAGCGGAUCCAGCUAUACGAUCAAAUCUGGCCUAUAUGGACAUCGUAUGUGACUUGUGUCCUACUGAACUCCCUGAUCAUAAGAAUAGCCCUGAAAUUCCUAAACGCAUUAAGUUUUUGUUAGAUUAUUCCAAAACUCUCAAAGAAAGGGACUUUUAUUCUUGACCAUCCACUAUUCACCACCGCCUUUACAAGUCCUUCUGAUCAGUAGCUAGUUCAUCGGUGUUUGCUGCCAUUACUUCAAGGAUGUUGUGAAUAAUUUUGUCAUUGAAGUUAGCCAGAGUACAAAGAUGUAGUUUAGGGAAGAAUUUUCUCGAUUUAGUCUUUCUGUUCCGUGAAUAUCCUUUUAACUACGUGUGCAUGCUAAUUGUUUUAAAUUCCCUGUGGUGAUUAUCGUAACUCCCGUUGUUCAGUUUGAUUGAGGAAAAGCAAAAGCUUAAGUGUGGGGGGAAUCUGAUAAGUCCGUAUUACAACACGCAUUUGAUGCGUGUUGGGAUUGGUUUUUGAUGUUUUUCCUAACUUUUAGGUGUCACAAAUCUCAAUUUUAGCUCAAGUUAUGUGUACCAGGCGUUGGUUCGAGUUUUAUGUUGUUUGGAGUCAAAAAUCAGGUAAAGUAGAUCUGGCAUCGGCACUUGAGAAGAACUCAAGAAGAGUUCAUGAGCUUUCAAGAGAGUUUCGAGAUUUUUGGAGGUCUCCAAGAGGUUCACGGUGAAGAAAUGAUGAAGAGAAGACCUUUGGGAUCGAUUCAGAAGCAUUCAGAAGCGUUUGGAAGAAGAAACGAAGAAAAACAAUGAAGAAAAGGUCACGCAUGGUCGUGCCCAGAAUUCAGGCACGCCGUGCGUGCCUAUGUGAUGAUUAGGCGACGGAAAAGGGCCAGGCACGGUCGUGCCUGGGAGAUUGGCACGUCGUGCUUGUAGUAUUACGAUUUGCAUUUUCCUUUUGUAACCAGACAUGGGAGUAG
Cuscuta europaea is the source of this 1801-nucleotide messenger RNA. The record is from the annotation of a GenBank genome assembly. Lineage: Eukaryota; Viridiplantae; Streptophyta; Magnoliopsida; Solanales; Convolvulaceae.